UGAAAAGGUAUCUAAAUAUAAAUUGUAAUUGGUUGCAUUUGCACAAUUUAUGGGUAAUAUAGCGGCACGUGGUAGAGGUCGAGGCAACUAUAAAAAUCUUACUGUAAUGUACCUACCUCCUUACCUUAACAGUUUACUAUAUUACUUUAUUUAUAGAACAAUGGUAAAAUUCAGUUGCACACCGGUUACUCAUACGAGUUUUCUGCAGUAUCUAAGUAGUAUAAUAAUUCCCUAAGUAGGUAGGUAUAUCUUCAGAAAACAGAACUCUGUGUGAUGAUUGACUGAUGUGUUGCAUUCGUGAUGUUUCAUGUCCAAUUCGAGAAGCUGAUCGAUUCUAUUAUGAAGGCAUAAGGCAUUAUAUCGUAGAUCGCAGUGAAAUGUAAUGAGUCACGGUUACGAGACAAUCGUCGCGAAUGAUAGCUCGUUAUCAGUGCGAGUCGUGGAGGGAGGCGCGCGAGCGGCGCGGGCGCCGACAGUCGCGCGCCGACCUCGCCGCCGCCGCACGUCCCUCGUCACAGCCGCAGCCGCACGCGCAGCAUGUCGCAGCAGUUCACCAGGAAGCAAGUCGCCGAGCGCGCCAGCGGUGCCAAGAGCACGCUAUUCAUCAUCGACAAUGUGGUGUAUGACGUGACGCCGUUCCUGGACGAGCACCCAGGUGGGCACGAAGUGCUGGUCAACGUGGCCGGCAAGGACGCCAGCGAGGACUUCGACGACAUUGGCCACAGCCUCGACGCCAAGACGCUCAUGAAGAAGUACGUGGUGGGCGAGGUAGUGGCGGAGGAGCGCGUCGAGGUGAAGCGGCGGCCGGUCAGCUGGGACGACCAGCGGGCCGAGGAUGGGCCCGGCUUCCUCAGCUCGUGGAAGUUCCCCGUGCUGCUCGGCAUCGUCGCCACGGUACUUUACUCGUACCUGUUCGGCUAGAGUCGCGCUGUGCUGUCGCGGGCGCUGCGCCGGCGCCGGCGGUGCUCGUGUGCUGGUGAGAACUGGAAACUGGACACUACGUGUAACUUAAUGAGUGUGGUUGUAACUACUUAUAUGCUAACGGGAGUUUCUAUCUUUACAAUUUUGUACUUUUGUAAAUUGUAUUAAUGAGAUUUUUUGUACUGAUAUUGUAAGGUUACGUCGUAAUAUAUAUUAUUUGUUGAA
This is a messenger RNA of Pectinophora gossypiella (pink bollworm), 1146 nucleotides long. Its product is annotated as cytochrome b5-like. Bases 538 to 921 code for a protein of 127 amino acids. NCBI's taxonomy places the organism in Eukaryota, Metazoa, Arthropoda, Insecta, Lepidoptera, Gelechiidae. Gene Ontology annotation, molecular function: heme binding. Gene Ontology annotation, cellular component: membrane; intracellular membrane-bounded organelle. The transcript has a single exon. The record is from RefSeq and is a predicted model, not a curated record.